CAUUCCUUGCAGCUGAGCACCCAGCUGUUUCCCGCCACUUCACCUCAUUUACAACGUUUGUUGUUACACUUACGUUUUCUGGCCUUGGAAUUGCGUGUUAACUACAGUUUUCCUCAGGAUUCAGGAGAUUUGCUUCUUCGGUAUUUUCUUGAAGUUGAUGGCCUUUCAGCCACGCGGCAAGAGAGAGAUCCGGGCGACCGAAGCAGAGGUUGUGGGGAGCUUGUGUCGACUUGGAUCUGCAUCAAUGGACAACGAGACCGUCCGCCGUGAGCACGAGCGGCGGAUUCGGCGGGAGAUUGCCAACAGCAACGAGCGGCGCCGUAUGCAGAGCAUCAACGCUGGGUUCCAGUCCCUGAAGACGCUGAUCCCGCACAGUGAUGGAGAGAAACUUAGCAAGGCUGCCAUCCUGCAGCAGACAGCAGAGUACAUCUUCGCACUGGAGCAGGACAAGACGCGCCUCCUGCACCAGAACUCCCAGCUCAAGCGAGCGCUCAGCGAACUGAUGGAGGGGAAGGGCGGCUCGCCGUCGCCCAAACGGAAGAAGAUGGACAGCGAGAGCCGAGUUUCGGAUGAAGGGAUUGCGGACGUUGCUGACGACCAUGAGAAUAUGGAAAACAUCAAAAAGCAAAUGUUGGAUUUGCGUUGUCAGUUGGACAAGGAGCGUCGGCUGCGGAUGAUGUUGGAGGAGCAGAACCGGUCGCUGGAGGCGCAGCUGUACCCCGAGCGGCUGCGGGAGCUGGCGCACCAGGUGCAGAUCCAGGCGCAGCAGGACGUCCACCGGCGGAUUGUGGAGCAGCAGCACCAGCUCAUCCCACAACAGGUGCAGGUGCAGAUCCAGCCCCAGCCGACCCCUGUCAUCACUGUACCCGUCUCUGCCAUGACGACGGUUUCCCAGGACGCGGUGACCGCCUCCCGUCAGAGUCUGGACACCAUCGUACAAGCCAUCCAGCACCUCGAGGGCAACAAAGUCCUGCAGGACCACACCAAACAGGACGACGAGUCCAGCAUCGACCCCGACUCGGAACCAGAGCGCGAGGAGGUUGUCAUGACGACGGAGGUGGCGACCCAAGCGACCGAGGAGGAAGUUUUGGCGUCCACGGGUUCACCGGUCAGAGUAGAGCUGGUUCAUCACGCGGAUAUCGUAAACCAAGGGGAGCUGGUGCGCCAACUCAGUCAGCAGGAGCUGACCUCCAGGCCGGGGGUCAUCAUCUCCUGAGGCCAGAGGGCAUAGGUCAUCUGUGACCUGUUAUGUGCAUUCUUCAAAUGGACUGCUGAAAGAAAGCACAGCCAGAGGCAUUAAAUCUCUAAGUUCUAUUGUACAUAAAGUUCUCCGCUACACUACUUUGCUUGGCUCCAAUCUUGACGUGUCUGCCAACCCUGGCAUUGAGAACCAGUUUCACAGACUGGGAAGUACCUUUGUAAUUUGUACAACGCUUUUUGCUCUGAAACACUUUCAAUAUCAGUAGUGAGCCGUUCUUGUGCUCCAGUCUGAAUAGUUGUUCUUGUGUAUAACCCACACUGAAGAGUACAGUUAUUUUUGUAGUAGAAUUGCUUAUUUAACAAACAAAAAGUUUAUUGGUUGUAUUCUUGUAAGAGCUUGGCAACAGUUGUAUUUUGAAGUUGUCUAAAUACAGAUUGUUAUUUUUCAGAGGAGAGUUGUAAUGGACGGUUUAGUCUAAUUAGUUUCAUCUAAAUACUUUAUUUAUUAUGUAUUUAUCAUAUGAUACACGGCAGCUUGUACUGAAAAUGUCUUUUGUUCCGAUGUUGUAAAUUGUGUUUUGUACAAAUGUAGCUUGUAGGAUGUUGAAUGGAAAGUUAUUAGGUAAGAAUUUAUUCUGUUGUGUGUGUUUGUUUGCGUUGGAUGUUUGUACGUAUGACUUUUGGCUGUUUGAGGAACAGAAUUCAUUUCAUGUCACAAGUCUGGUCAUGCAGCUUAGCUGGCAUUGCAUUCCAUACGGGAAGACUUCUUGUACAUAUUGUCUAGUUUAGUUUUGUAUGUCAAGUAAUUUAUGGUCAUAUACAGAUCAUUUUUGCAUUGCUGUUGUAUAGACAUAAUAGUUUACUCUAAUACAGUAACAUUGAUAUUUAUUUUCAUAGUUAAUUUGUAAUGUGUCACAUAGCUAACAUUUACUAAGAUAUGUUAUAUACUGUUUAUUUAGCACAUAUGUUUAUGCUCAAAAUAGUCCGUUAAGGUGGAUGUGGUUAUGUCUGAAUAUGAAGCAGUGUGUGUCCAUGUUCAGUGGCAUGAGACUUGCAUGUGGAAAGGAAUAUCUGAAGUCACUCUGUUGUCGGCAUGAAGCACCUUUAAAAAGGCAGAAGUUGGAGUUGGAAAAAGUUGUCAAGCCCCCCAAAAGAGUUCUAUAUUCUUAAGAAGGUUACAAAAUAUUGAUGACUGAGCCAUUUCAUCAUUCAAGAAGAAAAUGGCUCAAAUAUAAUAGGGUGUUUCUUUUAUUUAAAAACUGUUAAUUGGUUUGGAAUAAAUCUAAACUUUGAUUCAAUUGUUUGAAUAAUGAAAAAAAAUGUUGAAAUUCAACAGAAGAUAUAUUACAAGAAUAAAUUUGUUUUGCAGAGUAUUUAUUUUGAUACAAAAGAAUGUGGUGGGGUCCUAGACUUCUGGUCAAAUGUUGGUGAGUCUGAGACUUUGUCUUGUGUUUAGAUGGCUUUGCUAAAGCAAAUUCAGUAUAUACCUCUGAAAAAGGUUUGUUCUGUAUGUAGGUGGUGUCUUUUGAAAGUUUCUGUAGGGUGUUGCUUGGACAGUAUUUGUUCACAUUAUUUAGGACCGGCUGAAACAUUUACAUGACACAACUUGUCCUGCAGUCUGCACUGUGUUGUCUUCCUGUGUCUGUGUGACAGAAAAUAUGUGUGAGGAUUCUCUUUCCUGUCGUUGGGUAUUGUUACAAUACUGGCAAGGAGUUUUCUGUACCCCUUUGAAUGAACCCUGUUACUGAUCCAUUGUUUUAUGCGAAUAGGUCUUGACAAGAGAAAGAAUUGUUCUUAAAAUGUGUUUUGUAAGCAGAGGUGAAACCCACAACCUCAAGGGAAGAAUUUGCCAAUUGGAUAUUCUGGGAUUUGAAUUGUGUCCAACUUAUCCAGUGUGGAAUGUCUCAGUGUUGAAGCUACUGCAGUUUUUGGAUACCCCUGAUAAUUAAAUGGGGGGCUGUGGACUGUUUAAGAUUCUGCAGGCUACUCAAGCAUUAAUUCUAUGAUUCUCAGAGCAUUACUCCAUUGGUGUUGAAGAAUAUCCGUCCACAUGGGUGUAGAAGCCUGGCACUGGGAACCAAGGAAUUUAAACUGAUGUAGUCUUAAGUUGGAAAAAAGUCUUUCUUGGUUGAGAAGCAAUCAUAUAAAGGUUUCGGAAGGAAAAAUACAUAUUUUUGCAUUGGUGCCAAAUUUGCAAAUACUAGUAUGAGGAUAUUCAAAGGUUGUAUGUGUUGUUCAUGUUACCACUGUUUGGAGACGGGGUGUUUUGAAACAUCGCACAAGCUUGUGGGGGUAUCAGUUUGGUAUACUGGGAUGUGCUCUUGUCAUCUUACACCUACUGUUGUCUUAGUGUUGAAUAUGAUUCUAGUUACUUACUUA
Molecule: messenger RNA, 3579 nt
Organism: Branchiostoma floridae (Florida lancelet)
Lineage: Eukaryota; Metazoa; Chordata; Leptocardii; Amphioxiformes; Branchiostomatidae
Product: transcription factor AP-4-like
Exons: 5
Coding region: 158-1216 (352 amino acids)
Biological process (GO): regulation of transcription by RNA polymerase II
Cellular component (GO): nucleus
Molecular function (GO): RNA polymerase II cis-regulatory region sequence-specific DNA binding; protein dimerization activity; DNA-binding transcription factor activity, RNA polymerase II-specific
Source: RefSeq, a predicted model, not a curated record